This is a messenger RNA of Funneliformis caledonium, 234 nucleotides long. The record is from the annotation of a GenBank genome assembly. Lineage: Eukaryota; Fungi; Glomeromycota; Glomeromycetes; Glomerales; Glomeraceae.
AUGGAGCUGAAGUGGGUUUUGCAACAGUUACAUCGUCACCGUCAUGAGAACUGGAAGGUUAGUCUUGAUCCAGAAAAAGCCAAGUCAGAAAAGAAAAGAAAAGGAACCAAUGAAGAAAGAGACGAAUUCAAGAAUAAUUGUAAAUUAUUGAUGAAUGAAGGUGAGUUCCAUAGUAAUGAAGUAUCUGAGAGUGAUGAUGAACUCGUCCAAAAAGAAGUUGAUAUAAAUAUCUGA